AUGCGAGCGCUCCUGCUCCGUUCCGAGGCCGGCCCUGCCGCCCUGCUCCUGGUUCUCUGCCUGCAGCUGGGGGCCGGCAACGCACAGGAAGACACCACCUGGGAGGUGCUGACCAUGGACCUGCAGGUGCAGCAGACCGUAAGAGCAGGCGAGGAGGUGCCCGUGACACUGAAAGUUCAAACACAGAUGAAAGAAUGCAUGGUGAUAAAAAGUUACCUCAUAAGCAGCAGCCCCCUUGAAGGUCCUUCUCACAACUAUAAGUUCACUGGCUGCCUGUGUGACGAUUACCCAAGGACGUUCUUCUGGGACAUUCAGAGCAAUAGCACUGUAAGGAUUGCAGCAGUAGUUGACAUUGUUCAAGAGCUAAACAUCUGCCCUGAAGAUAGAGCAGUAGUGCCCAUCAAAGGAAACCGUUUUCACACCUUUGAAACCCUACAAGUACUAUCUUAA
This is a messenger RNA of Orycteropus afer afer, 450 nucleotides long. It is a transcript of the gene PIP, whose product is annotated as prolactin induced protein. Gene Ontology annotation, molecular function: aspartic-type endopeptidase activity. The coding region runs from base 1 to 450 and encodes 149 amino acids. The record is from RefSeq and is a predicted model, not a curated record. The transcript is spliced from 4 exons. Gene Ontology annotation, biological process: proteolysis; regulation of immune system process. NCBI's taxonomy places the organism in Eukaryota, Metazoa, Chordata, Mammalia, Tubulidentata, Orycteropodidae. Gene Ontology annotation, cellular component: extracellular region.